This is a messenger RNA of Xiphias gladius (swordfish), 782 nucleotides long. It is a transcript of the gene uqcc4, whose product is annotated as chromosome 9 C16orf91 homolog. The coding region runs from base 148 to 555 and encodes 135 amino acids. Lineage: Eukaryota; Metazoa; Chordata; Actinopteri; Istiophoriformes; Xiphiidae. The transcript is spliced from 2 exons. The record is from RefSeq and is a predicted model, not a curated record.
CCAAACCAGCGUUCAACAGCUGCACCGGAAGGAAUUAAAGGUUGCACAACGUCGUGUUACGUGACCUGAGCAAAGAGCGUUUGAUAAGAAAACCCUCAGUUGCAUUGACUCAAAGACUGUGCGCUGUACGAUGACCAGUUCUCCAAGAUGUCUACAACAGCAGGACGAGUUUUCAACGGUCUGACACGAGUAUCGUUCAGGCGAGGGACUUUAAUUCAUAACUCGACCGUGAGCAGACUGAACACUGUGCAGUCCUUAUCUUUGAGCUCUCAGAGGCCCACACAUGACAAAGAGGUGAACAAUGAGCCCAUCAGGUUCUCCACCAGUAAAGCAAGUCACAGGACCUGGAAAGUCGACCGCUCCAUGGGGAGCCAGUUUGAGCGGCCGUGGUGGAAAGUCCUCCCCAUCAGCCUGUUUGCCACCGGCUUCCUUCUGUGGUGCGCACUGAGAGAUGAGACGGACAUUGAUGCACAGCUGGAGAAGCAGCUGUAUGAGCACUUACCUGGCUUGCUUUCAGAUGAAGAGGAGGAGCAAGUCCAAAAUAAAUCAAGUUAACAAAUUGUGGGACUUCAGAUGUAUAUAUUUCAGGUUUUAUUUAUUGUGGAAUGUCUGUAGUAUUGCAGGCUGUUGCGCUGAAGAUGUAGAAGUGAAGCCGUCCAGUACUACAGAAAUGCAUAGUUUUUUUUCCCCUCAGUGAAAAAUUAUAGGUUAGCUCAUCCAUGUCUCAAGUUUUAGUUGAGUGAUCAGACUCCUGGAUUAAAAAUGCCUCUAUUUAACCACAA